Thlaspi arvense is the source of this 840-nucleotide messenger RNA. The record is from the annotation of a GenBank genome assembly. Lineage: Eukaryota; Viridiplantae; Streptophyta; Magnoliopsida; Brassicales; Brassicaceae.
CAGCCGCCACUGCAGCAGCACCUUUUUCCUAAUUUCGGCCACCCGUUCCCUUCCUUCGGGGAGCAGAGACAUCAUCAGGCUUUCAGCCAUGAGAUUCACAUGGGCAUGACUUCUUCUUCUCCGACUAUGUGUUUAGGUCUCUGGUUGGGACACGAUGUCAUCACAAUGUUAUUCGACGACAAGGAUGUUCAGAAGGACAUGAAACUUGUAUCUUACAAGAUUGUGAACAAGGUUAUGAACAAAUCUAUAGUUCUGAUGGAAAGAGGUGAAGUAAGUGAAGAAAAUGCAGCGAAGACGACGAAGAAGGUGUUUGUCACCAGAGCAACUGGAAAAACAGGGAAGAGGAUUGUGGAGCAGUUGUUGUCCCGUCGUUUCGCCGUCAAAGCCGGUGUUCGCGAUGUGGAGAAAGCAAAAACAUUUUUCAAAGACGACCCAGCAGACGUGACAGAAGGUCCUGAGAAGCUAGCUAAAGCUAUAGGUGAUGAUUAUGAAGCUGUGAUUUGUGCUACUGGGUUUCUCCUCGGGUUUGAUCUCUUCGCUCCUUGGAAGACUGAUAAUUUCGGGAACCCAAUCUUGCUGAAUGGAGCUGCGAUGGGACAGAUUCUGAAUCCAGCUUACAUCUUCCUCAACGUCUAUGGACUAACUCUGGUCGCAAAUCUUCAAGCCGAGAAAACCGGCAUUAACUAUACUACAGUAAGGCCCGGUGGUCUUAAAAAUGAUCCUCCAGCAGGAAACAUAGUCAUGGAACCAAAGGAUACUCUGUCUGCAGGGAGCAUAUCGAGAGACCAGGUCGCAGAAGUUGCAGUGGAAGCUUUACUUCAUGAGGAAUCAUCUUUCAAG